UCGUCAGUUCGCCAGUGCGCGUUCGACUUGUCGCUCCUGUCAAAAGUCGUCGAGUCUUCGUAUAGCGCGGUCUUUUAUUUCCCUAAAAAAAAGGAGGAAAAAAAACAUUUUCGUUCGUUCGAUACUUGGAAAAGUAGGGAAAAAGAGAAAAGUAACAAAAAAAGAAACAGGCAAAAAGUCUGCGCUUAAAUAAAUUUCGCCCUUUCCCGGGCAAAAAAAAAAAAUUCGCGCGCCACACUCGUAUGGCGCUCGUAAAAUUCGCGAGUGUUCCUGGUGAAAGGUGCUGUCAGAAAAUCGUCAUCUUGAGAACGUGAUCGCGCCUCCCCCCUUCGGGAAAAAAAGGGGUGAAGUUUUACUACUACCUCCCCAUUCCCACCCUUAUUCUUACGAAGCCGGUUUUAUUUUUCGUUUUUUUGAAAAAAAUUCGGUUUUAAAUGGUGAACGAGUGGACAGGAAUUUAAAAUCAUCAUCAUCAUCAUCCCUUAAAAGAGAGUGAGUGAUAUUAGGCUGUUAAUUUGGUUGUUCUUGGAAAUCGUUGUAUGAAUUCGCUUGAAGAGACUACUACUGCCGAUCAUCCUGGCACCUAGCAGACGCCGUUUGUAACACCGGGGUGUGUUUUCCAAGUAUUCAAGUCACGUGGACAAGGAUUUAGUAGGUUGAAGAAGAGCAAGGGUGGCGGCGCUUGGGAAGUGUCGCGCGGUGGUACGCGCGGAGGUAGAAAAAAGUCUGUGUCGAGCGUGCGUGCGUGCGCGCUCGCGCGCUCGAGCGUGACUACGUAGGUCGAGUGCGCGUUGGUGGUGUGCGCGCUGCCCGCCGUUCAGGUAGCAGCGUGCCCUGGUGCUUCGUUGGUGUUUCGUGGUUUACGUGAUUUUGGUUCUUUUUUGUGGAUCUUCACGGAUCCCUUUAAUAAAAGGCGGGGGUGGCGUUUGUGAAGGCAACCUGUAGCAAAAUGGGCUGUGCCAUGUCCGCGGAAGAGCGGGCCGCUCUGGCCCGCAGCAAGCAAAUCGAGAAGAAUCUUAAGGAGGAUGGCAUUCAAGCUGCCAAGGACAUUAAACUCCUUCUACUUGGAGCCGGAGAGUCUGGGAAAAGUACAAUAGUAAAACAGAUGAAAAUCAUUCACGAGAGUGGGUUUACACCGGAAGAUUUUAAACAAUACAGGCCAGUCGUUUAUAGCAACACAAUACAAUCUUUAGUAGCAAUUCUUAGAGCAAUGCCCAAUUUGGGAAUCGGUUUUUCGACCAAUGAAAGAGAAACGGACGCAAAAAUGGUGUUCGACGUUAUUCAACGGAUGGAGGACACGGAACCUUUUAGCGAAGAAUUGUUGGCAGCAAUGAAGAGGCUUUGGGCGGACAAUGGUGUACAGGAAUGCUUUGGCAGGAGCAACGAGUAUCAAUUGAAUGAUUCCGCGAAAUACUUCCUCGACGAUUUGGAUCGAUUAGGAGCGAGGGAGUAUCAACCUACGGAACAAGAUAUACUUAGAACUCGAGUAAAAACGACUGGAAUCGUCGAAGUACACUUUUCCUUCAAAAACCUUAACUUUAAAUUAUUUGACGUCGGUGGACAGAGGAGUGAACGUAAGAAAUGGAUACAUUGCUUCGAGGACGUGACUGCGAUUAUUUUCUGUGUUGCAAUGUCAGAGUACGAUCAAGUCCUUCACGAGGACGAAACUACGAAUCGAAUGCAAGAAAGUUUGAAGCUUUUCGACUCAAUCUGCAACAACAAAUGGUUCACAGACACGUCGAUCAUCCUCUUUUUGAAUAAAAAGGAUCUUUUCGAAGAAAAGAUUCGCAAAUCUCCUCUCACCAUUUGCUUCCCCGAAUACGCUGGCGCACAGGAGUAUGGCGAAGCCGCAGCCUACAUCCAAGCGCAGUUCGAGGCGAAGAACAAAUCGACUUCGAAGGAGAUUUACUGCCAUAUGACAUGCGCCACCGACACAAAUAAUAUUCAAUUCGUGUUCGACGCAGUCACAGACGUGAUUAUCGCGAACAAUUUGCGUGGUUGCGGUCUCUAUUAGGUUAAUUCUAUAUACACAAUAUCAAGCGCGAACACGAAACAAGAAGUUGAAGCUGCCGGACGAGUUAUGACAAUGACGAUUAUAAAUGAUAAUGAUGAUGAUGAUGAUAAAAUAACGACAACGUUUUUCUCCGAGUCGGAAGCCUGUUCAAAUUUUUCAUAUUCUGAUUUCAGAUUUUUAAAUUUCCCGAAGAAAAUAACAAAGAAAAUAAAUAAUCUUCUCACCGCUCGAAGAUGUCAAGAAUAAAAAAUGUAUUUACCAGCAAAGAAGAAAAAACGGAAUCAUGCCAGAGGACUGGAGCCACUGGCACGAGGUGAUACUUCGAAACGCUUAAAAAACCAAAUAAAUAAAUAAAAAUAAAACACUGAUCUGAUCUCUCGGAAUGAAAUUUCUUUUUUUCAAAACAGGGAGAGAAAAAAAGAAGAACUAAAACUUUCGGCUUCAUUAUUAAAAAGGAAUUUUACAGAAAAAAACGCACCUGAAAUUAAUGUUCAAUUAUUAAUGUCUAUGCAAGUUAUUCAAAUUUUUGAGAAAGAAGAAAGGAAUUUUCAAAAUGAAUUUAAUUCUAUACUUUGAAAAACAAAUUAUUAUCCAAUUAUUGUGAAUAAAAACAAAAACGAGGCGAAAAAUUGCAAAAAAAUUUCUAUACUUUAUUACGAGAAGUAAAUACUAAUUUACGCAAAAAAAUCGAUGUUUAGAGGAAUAAUAAAGUUUAGAGAUGAAAAUAUAUUUGAAAAAUAAAAAAAAGUUAUGAAAAUGAGGAAUAAUUUAAAUUAUUCGAUUUUAAGAAAUUUCAAUAAGUUAACAAUUAAAUUAAGUGAAUGAAAGUUGAAGAU
This is a messenger RNA of Leptopilina heterotoma, 2850 nucleotides long. RefSeq names its product guanine nucleotide-binding protein G(o) subunit alpha (gene Galphao). Gene Ontology annotation, cellular component: heterotrimeric G-protein complex. The transcript is spliced from 9 exons. The coding region runs from base 950 to 2014 and encodes 354 amino acids. Gene Ontology annotation, molecular function: GTPase activity; G-protein beta/gamma-subunit complex binding; GTP binding. The record is from RefSeq and is a predicted model, not a curated record. Gene Ontology annotation, biological process: adenylate cyclase-modulating G protein-coupled receptor signaling pathway. NCBI's taxonomy places the organism in Eukaryota, Metazoa, Arthropoda, Insecta, Hymenoptera, Figitidae.